Molecule: messenger RNA, 3033 nt
Organism: Xiphias gladius (swordfish)
Lineage: Eukaryota; Metazoa; Chordata; Actinopteri; Istiophoriformes; Xiphiidae
Gene: tbx15
Product: T-box transcription factor 15
Exons: 8
Coding region: 61-1893 (610 amino acids)
Biological process (GO): regulation of transcription by RNA polymerase II; cell fate specification; positive regulation of DNA-templated transcription
Cellular component (GO): nucleus
Molecular function (GO): RNA polymerase II cis-regulatory region sequence-specific DNA binding; DNA-binding transcription factor activity, RNA polymerase II-specific
Source: RefSeq, a predicted model, not a curated record
CGGACGGAGUGGGUUUUUCGCCGCGUCCGCCCUCCCCCCUUUCGGGUGGAUUUGAGAGAAAUGAGUGAGAGGAGGCGAUCUGCCGCAGCUCUGAGCUCUAGAGCCCACGCUUUUUCCGUGGAAGCCCUGAUCGGCUCCAACAAGAAGAGGAAGCUCCGGGGCUGGGAGGAGAAGGAACUGGAGCUGUCCAUGGAGAGCCUCGCCGCGGACGGAGAGGACCCGGCGCACUGUCUGGAUAUGGACCCGGACUCGGAGGCGAGCCCCGGCUCGGACGGAGAGGGUCUGGCCGAGAGGACGUCGUGCUCCUUUGGCUCACCUGCCGACCUGGCCCCCGGCCCCUGCGAACCGUCGCCCCCGGCCUCCAUGGAGGAGAUCCAGGUGGAGCUGCAGUGCGCGGACCUGUGGAAGCGCUUCCACGACAUCGGCACGGAGAUGAUCAUCACCAAGGCGGGCAGGAGGAUGUUUCCUGCCAUGCGGGUGAAGAUCGCAGGCCUGGACCCUCAUCAGCAGUAUUACAUCGCCAUGGACAUCGUGCCCGUGGACAACAAGAGAUACAGGUAUGUGUACCACAGCUCUAAGUGGAUGGUGGCAGGAAACGCUGACUCCCCGGUGCCUCCGCGGGUCUACAUCCACCCGGACUCCCUGGCCUCGGGAGACACCUGGAUGAGACAGGUGGUCAGCUUUGACAAGCUCAAACUCACCAACAACGAGCUGGACGACCAGGGACACAUCAUCCUCCACUCCAUGCACAAGUAUCAGCCUCGUGUCCACGUCAUCAGGAAGGACUUCAGCAGCGAACUGUCUCCAAACAAGCCCGUGCCCAGCGGGGAGGGAGUGAAGACCUUCAGCUUCCCCGAGACCGUCUUCACCACUGUCACCGCCUACCAGAACCAACAGAUCACCAGACUAAAGAUCGACCGCAACCCGUUUGCCAAAGGUUUCCGGGACUCUGGCAGAAACAGGACCGGCCUGGAGGCGAUCAUGGAGACUUAUGCUUUCUGGAGACCCCCUGUGAGGACCCUUACGUUUGAAGACUUCACCAACAUGCAGAAACAGCAGGGUGGAAGCACAGGCACUUCGCCCACCACCUCCAGCACAGGAACCCCCUCCCCUUCUGGUGCGGCACACCUCCUGUCCCCCUCCUGUUCCCCUCCGACCUUCCACCUUGCUCCCAACACCUUCAACAUGGGCUGCAGGGAAAGUCAGCUUUGCAACCUGGGCCUGUCCGAGUACCCAGCCUGCGCUCGCAGCAACAUGGCGGCCCUGCAGGGCUACGGCGGCCUAGCCGACAGUUCCUAUGGACGCCUCCAGACUGCCGGAGGCGCUGUGGCCUCUGCUCAGCCCUCUGAAUCCUUCCUGCCACAGAGGACUUCCUCCUUGAUUGCUGCUGGCAUGCAGGGUAGUACUCAUGCAUCCCUGACCGGUGGCGGUAGUGGCAGCGGCACCGGAGGCAAGAUGGAUGCCUACAGCGGGCAGCUCGGCUCCUUCCCAGCCUCGCAGCUUCAGUACGUGAUGCAGGCCGGAGGUGGCUCCAGCUCUGCCUCUUCCUCCUCAUCCGGAUCCUCCCCUUCCUCCGCCCAUAUGUUCAGCGGGAGCCACCACCACGUGCAGCAGGGUUCCUACAAUGCUUUCUCCCUCCACAACCCCUACAACCUGUACGGAUACAACUUCCCCACCUCUCCUCGCCUGGCCGCCAGCCCUGAGAAGCCCCAGGGAGGUUUGCUCUGCUCCUCCUCCCCCGCCGGGGCCUUCGCUGAGCGCCAGUACCUGUCCAACGGAAGCAUGGAGACUAUGCACAUGAUUAGCAACACCACCAGUGGCCAGCAGGGGAGCACCUCCUGUGACGGUCGUCAAUAUGGCUCCUCUUCUCAGAUGUCUAUGCACAUGGUGUAGAAACCGAGAUCAAACCUCACAGUCUUCCAUGUUUUUGAAGUCUUUCAGCUGAAACGGAAAUCUGUAAUCUAUGAACCUGAACUGCCGUUCCUACAUGAAAUGUUAAUGUACCGAGGUACAAAAACCUUUCAGAAAAGGAUGUCAUCUCAUGUUUUUGUUUUUAAAAGAUGCUCCACCCCUUACAAAGCAAUAAGGAGGGAGUCAACGUAUUAUUAAAUUAUCUAUGUAGUAAUAAAGUAAAAAAUUGGGACAGCAACUUGACUCUCUUGCUGUUUCUGACAGGAAAGAAACAACAAACUCAGACCAGUGUGAGGAGGAGGAGGAGGAGGAGGAGCCCACAUGCUCUGGUUCAGAAGGGAUUAUCAGUUGUGUAUAUGUAGUGGUGCAAUCAUAGCAAUAGCCUCUUCCAGUGACUCAUUCUUGAUUUUUGGGGACUCAAAGGCCAUGACAUCUUGUAACCAAAGAGUCUUCAAUGUGAUCCAGAAGUUUUUACUUCACGCAGCACUUGUGUUGUAUCGUUUCAGAAAUGUCAAGGGGUCAGUGGUUCACCGUCAUGGUCUGAAGUUUUGGCUAGAAUGAAAGGGACAACUGGACAAGAUCACCGAGUGACUCACUGCUCUACAUAUAUAUGCAGGAGUAUGUGCAGCGAAGUAUCUGGGCACUGUAGCGGCCGGUUGAUGUGCCAGACAGGGUGAAUACAACACAUGGACGCAGUAAGUCAAAGGACUGUAGGUCAGGUCCACUGAGGAACUCUCUUCAUCCUGAAAACCUCCCGGCGGGCGUGUACAUGAGAGUUCAGGACUCUACCACACAACUUCAACCUGUUUUCCUCAUAGACUGGAAUGGCUUCACGAUUUUUGAGUGGAUAAUGUUUUCAAGCAUAUAUAUAUAAAUAAGAUGGCAAAUGCAAUCGAUAAGCUUAAAGGUUGUUGUGUGAAAAGUUAUAAAAGAAGAAAUAGCGAAACAGAGUAAUUAAAGUAUGAUUUGGUGUGUUGUAGAGAUGUGUAUUUAAGUGCUGAGCAAUAUAACAAUUUUACGGGCCGAUCUGUUAUAAAAAUGUGUGAAAAAAGGGAAAUAGCAAAAAAAAAUUUUUUUUGAGGCAUUUUAAAAAAAUGUAAAUACAGGUGCCAAGCACAUAAA